This is a messenger RNA of Prunus persica (peach), 2123 nucleotides long. RefSeq names its product lactosylceramide 4-alpha-galactosyltransferase. The transcript has a single exon. The coding region runs from base 519 to 1784 and encodes 421 amino acids. The record is from RefSeq and is a predicted model, not a curated record. Lineage: Eukaryota; Viridiplantae; Streptophyta; Magnoliopsida; Rosales; Rosaceae.
ACAAAGGUAUGGCCUUCUGGGUUUGAUGAGAUACCAAUUUAAUGCGCAAGUAUGGGUUUGGUUGGCCAGGAAAUAGCCUGGUAACUUUCUAGCUUUUGAAGUCAUUGAAAAAGAAAGCAAUAUCUGUCAAAAGGGUAAUUGCCUAAUCAUUAAAUAAGAUUAUUGCAAAACAUGUUUCCAUCACCAUCUUUUCAUUAUUGAUAAUCUAAUGGACCCUCUUAAUUAUUCAUUUAUAAAUUAAUAUCCCACACAAUGCUCACGCAUUUUUACAGGCGGCUAUCUUCUUUGUAUUUUAUUUUAUUUUAUUUUAAUUCAGCAUUUGACUCUUACCAAAAAGUCUCGUAUUGAAUGCUUCAAAGCCAGACGCCUAGAGAGUAAGCACUACACUAUAGAAGCCUGCAACAAUUCUUUGUAUUAGCGUGCGUCGUUAUGUCCUUUGGUUAUUUCGCCAUGAAAGUUCCUUUCGAGCUAUAUUUCUUCAACCUUACUUCUUCCCCCAUGCAACUCCUCUGACGACGAUGAGUAGAAUGGACAGCCGCCUACUUAGCCUUGCCAAAUUUCAUAUCUUCUGUACUCUAUCACUAGCUGCAAUCAUCUUCAUCAUCUAUGCCGAUAGCAUCAUCUAUAAUGACUCCGAAAAAUCGGUUGAGUUGAAUGAUAAAGCUCCUUCUCCAGUGCUGCUGCAGACUCAUAGUUCUGCAGGCCAUUUGAUCAAGUCUGAUAUAAAUCGCAUAGCCCUGCAUUCCAUGCAGGAAGAGACCCUUGAGGUUGGUAGAGAAAUUUCAAGUCCUCUUGUUCCUCCUUUCAAUGCCACAGAAGAGGAAAGAAUCGCUUGGUUUCGGAGCAAGCUACCCAAAUUUGAGAUUUUCAAAUCAGACAAGUUUGCAAGGCAAUUCCACGGUCGUGUUCUGGAAUUCUUUAACAACAAGUGUGAGGGGCAGUUCUUUAUGACAUGGAUUUCACCGGUGAGGUCCUUUGGAAGCAGAGAGUUUUUGUCCAUGGAGAGUCUUUUCAGAGCCCACCCUCAUGGAUGCUUGAUGAUUCUCUCGAGAACUAUGGACUCCCGACGUGGUUACAGAAUUCUGAAACCGCUGCAGGAUCGCGGGUUCAAGGUUCAUGCAGUGACACCAGACUUAUCAUUUCUGUUCAAGAACACCCCAGCUGAAGCCUGGUUUGCUGAAAUGAAGGGAGGCAAAAAAGACCCUGGUGAGAUCCCAUUAGCCCAGAAUCUGUCUAAUUUGAUGAGGCUUGCAAUUCUAUACAAGUAUGGAGGUGUUUACUUAGACAUGGAUUUCAUAGUUUUGAAUUCAUUCUUGGGGUUGAGAAACUCAAUCGGUGCACAAAGUGUGGAUGUGGCAUCUAAAAACUGGACCAGGUUAAAUAAUGCAGUUCUGGUGUUUGAUAUGAAUCAUCCCCUUCUGUACAAAUUCAUGGAGGAAUUUGCCUCCACUUUUGAUGGGAAUAAAUGGGGGCACAAUGGUCCCUAUCUGGUGUCCAGAGUGGUCCGGAGGGUGCAAAACCGACCAGGUUACAACUUUACAAUUCUACCCCCUAUCGCCUUUUACCCCGUCGAUUGGAAUAGGAUUGGGGGACUGUUUAAGAAGCCAGGAAGCCAAGCUCAUUCUCGAUGGGUAAAAGCAAAGCUGCUUCAGCUCAGCGGAGAGACUUAUGGGGUACACUUGUGGAACAAGCAAAGUAGCCGAGUCACGAUCGAAGAAGGAAGCAUUAUGCAGAGAUUAAUCUCCGAUCAUUGUGUCAUUUGCAGUGACAUAUACAGUUCUUAAAGAAUUUUCUCAAACGAAUAAAUGGUGAAGCAUCUUCAACCAACCAACUCUGGCGAAGCCGCAGACUGGAAAUCGAUACAAGCCUCCUAUUUGUUAGUAUACUCUGUUGCAGGAAUUAGCUACGAUUCAAGAGCUAUGGAAUUCCCUCUCUUUUUUUCUUUUUCUUUUUCAUUCUUUUUUUCCAUUCAUAUAAAGUUCAAUGUCUUUUUUACUUUCAUUUUGAAUCUUUUGCCCCAGUGUAAGUAAGAUCAUCAUUUCAUUGUAAAUCCAAGAUUCUGUAAACGAGUUGUAGCAGACAUUCCCUGUCUCAAUAUGUUAAUAGAAGCUAACCCUUUUUUA